Molecule: messenger RNA, 818 nt
Organism: Danio rerio (zebrafish)
Lineage: Eukaryota; Metazoa; Chordata; Actinopteri; Cypriniformes; Danionidae
Source: RefSeq, a predicted model, not a curated record
UUAUUUUUCUUUGUGCGAUAUUCCCCAGUUUGUGUUUGUUCCAGUUGUUGUCAGUAAUUUCCUUCAGCUGUGUUGAUCUUCAGCUCAAUCUGUAUCACCUGUAUGAGUUGAUCAGUGAGUGUAUUUGACAGCAGGGCUGAUUCAGCAUCUUCACACACUCUUCAUCUGAAGCUUCACUGAAGGUGAUCAUCUGCAGACCAAGGUGAUUUUACACACCAAGAGCUGCUGAGCAGCUUUAUACUGAGCAUUUUCCUAAGUAUCUUCUCUCUUCUGUUAAUGUUCAGGUUCAUGAUGUUCCUGCUGAGGAGUCUUCUGCUGCUUUCUAUUGUGUUCUCCAUGGAGGGUGCCGAUGAGAGCGUUCAAUGCCCCAGAGGCUGGAGCGGGUCUGGCUCUCGCUGCUUCAGGUUUUUCUCCAGGUCUGUGAACUGGGUCACAGCAGAGAGAAACUGUCAGAGUCUUGGAGGGAAUCUGGCUUCUGUGCAUGAUGAAGACGAGAAUGAUUUUCUGCUGGGUCUGGUGCCGGUCUCCACACGCUGCUGGAUUGGAGGCCAUGAUGGUGAACAAGAUGGACAGUGGUUGUGGUCUGAUGGAUCUGUGUAUAGUUACACCAACUGGUGCUCAGGAGAGCCUAGUAGCGGGUCUGAACACUGCUUGGAGAUCAACUGGACAUCGGAUCAUUGCUGGAACAAUCAGGGCUGUUCAACCCGAAUGGGCUAUCUGUGUGCUAAACGGCGUGUACUGUGUUAGUGUGACUGUAACUUCACCCAAGUCUUCACUCUCGGUUUCUCAUCAAACCAAUAAAAGUGAAGUAAAUGGUG